UUCUUGCUCACACCUUGCCUCCUGAGUCAGGGUUUUAACCCUUCUGACUGACUGCGGACCACACAUCAUUCACCUGUGUCCAAACAACCUAGUGCCUCUGCUUCUACUCCCAGCCCUCUCUGAAUUGUGUUCUUGAAGUCAAAGAGCUCAUUCAACAAGACUUAGAGAAGGUGGAGCUGGGAUGGUCCCAGGAGUGGUGAACAGAUCUGGCCUGUUCUAGGCAAGUGGAGAGCAAAGGCGACAUUCUUGCUUAGACCUCGAAUCCCGAGUCAACAUUUUAAACCCUUUUGACUCACUGAACUACACAUCUCUGACCUUUUUUCAAACUGCUUAGUGGCUCUGCUUCCACAACCAGCCUACUUUGUGAAGUGUAUUCUUGACCUCAAGGAGCACAUUCAAGAAGACGUUCAGAAGCUGGAGCUGGGAUGGACCCCGUGGCUGUUGAAGAUGUGGCUGUGGACUUUUCCCCAGAAGAGUGGGCCUUGCUGGAUUGUUCUCAGAGGAAACUCUAUAGGCAUGUGAUGAUGGAAACUUUCAGAAACCUGGCCUCAGUAGUUUCCCAAAACAUUGAUGAUGGAGAACAGCUGUGCACUGAAAAUACAAUAGUACACUUCCUGAAAAGUGGCUCCUGGUCCUCCAAAGUAGGAGAAAUAUGUGGAUUUCACAUCAUUGAAGAUCAGGAUAACAAGUGGAACAGUCAUGCAAGCAGAAGAUCUAUUGAACAGAAUGUUUGUGAAAUUAAGAAGAAAACUCAGCGUGGACAGACCUACAGCUGGAUUCCAGAUCUUCACAUGCUCAAAAGAACUUACAAUGAACCAUAUCCUCCAGUGUCCCUUCACUAUGGGAAAUCCUCCAUGGACCGAUUAUCAUCAUCACUUAAGCAUCAUCGUAGUUUUCACUCUGUAUUUGACACCUAUCAGGAUGGAGAACAUGCAGCAGGCUGCAGGUGUCCUUACUCCCACGGUCCUGUGAGAACGCUAACUGAAGAGAAACCUAAGGAAUAUAAGGACUAUGGAAACACCUUUGGUGAAUCCUCAGAGGUCCUUAUACAUUUAAGUGGUCACAGUGAGGAGAAGCCUUUUGUUAGUAAGGAACAUGGCAAAGUUGUUCAUCUUUUUUCAUCCUUGAGUUGGCAUAUGACAACUCAUAGUGGAGUGAGUCCCUAUGAAUGUAAGGAAUGUGGCAAACGUUUUAAAGACUACGCAUCCCUCAUAAAACAUAGGAGAAUUCACAUUUUAGAGAAGUAUGAUUGUAAGGUAUGUGGCAAAUCCUUUACCAAUCCCUCACAUCUUGUUGCUCAUCAGAGAAUUCACAGUGGACAGAAACCUUAUGAGUGUAAGGAUUGUGGCAAAGGUUUUACACACCUUUGUUACCUUAAUCGACAUAGCAGAACUCACAGUGGAGAGAGGCUUUAUGAGUGCAAGCAGUGUAGCAAAGCCUUUAUUCAUCAAUCAUCCCUCAUUCACCAUAGGAGAACUCACAGUGGAGAGGGCCCAUUUGAGUGUAAAGAAUGUGGCAAAGCCUUUACUUGUCGCUCAUACUUAGAUAAACAUCAGGUAGUUCACAGUGGAGAAAAGCCUUGUGAAUGUAAGGUGUGUGGCAAAUGUUUUAAGUACCCCUCAUCCCUCACUAAACAUAGGAGAAUUCACAGUGCAGGGAGUCUUUAUGAAUGUGAGGAAUGUGGCAAAGGUUUUCAGUUCCCCACAUCCCUCACUAGACAUAAGAGAAUUCACAGUGGAGAGAGGCCCUAUGAGUGUGAGGAGUGUGACAAAGCCUUCACUGAUUCCUCAAAACUCAGUACACAUAGGAGAAUUCACAGUGGAGAGAAGCCGUAUGAAUGUAAGGUAUGUGGGAAAGCAUUUGCUUACCAAACAUCCAUCAUUACACAUAGCAGAAUUCAUAGUGGAGAGAAGCCUUAUGAAUGUAAGGAGUGUGGGAAAACCUUUACUCAACACUCUCAACUUAUUUCACAUGGGAGAAUUCAUAGUGGAGAGAAGCCUUAUGAAUGUGAGGAGUGUGGUAAAGCCUUUACUCAACACACUCACCUUAUUGUACAUAAGAGAACUCACAGUGGUGAGAGGCCUUAUGAAUGUAAGGAAUGUGGGAAAAGUUUUAAGUGCCUUUCAUACCUUACUGUACACAUGAGAAAUCAUAGUGGAGAGAGACCUUAUGAAUGUAAGGAAUGUGGGAAAUCCUUUAUUCGUCUCUCUACCCUCAUUAAACAUAGGAGAAUUCACAGUGGAGAGAGGCCCUACGAAUGUGAGGAGUGUGGCAAAGCCUUCACUGAUUCCUCAAAACUCAAUGCUCAUAGGAGAAUUCACAGUGGAGAGAAGCCUUAUGAAUGUGAGGAUUGUGGCAAAGCCUUUAUUAAUCAACGUUCCCUCAUUCAACAUAAGAGAACUCACAGUGGAGAGAGGCCCUAUGAAUGUAAGGAAUGUGGGAAAGCAUUUUCUCACCAAACAUACAUCAUUACACAUAGCAGAAUUCAUAGUGGAGAGAAGCCUUAUCAAUGUAAGGAGUGUGGUAAAGCCUUUACUCAACACUGUCACCUUAUUGCACAUAGGAGAACUCACAGUGGAGAGAGGCCUUAUGAAUGUAAAGACUGUGGAAAAGCCUUUACUCGUCACUCCACCCUCACUGAGCAUAGGAGAAUUCACAGUGGAGAGAACCCUUAUGAAUAUAUGUAGGGUUGCAAAGCCAUUAUUCCUUCCUCACCCCACAUUCAGCAUAGAACUCACAGGAAAGAGGCCUUAUGAAUGUAAAUGUAGCAAAGACUUUGAUUCCUCUUCAUCCCUCAUUCAACAUAUGAUCAUCCACAAUGGAAAGAAUCCUGAUGCAUGUAAGGAAUAUGGCAAAGUCUUUGCUUAUUCCUCUGCUCUCCAUUCACAUAGGAUUUCUCGCAGUCGGUGGAGGUCUUAUGAAUGUAAUCUAUGUGGGAUAGCAUUUAGUCAAUCUUUCCUCACUAAAGACUGAAGAACUCACAGUUGAGAAGGUGUUUGUAGGAUUUUGGGAAAGCCUUAGUCAGCACAGGUUAUUGUAAAUGUAGGAAGAAGUCAGAGUAGAGGCCCUAUGAAUGAAUGUAGGGACCAUAUGUAAAGGAAUGUGUCAAAAACCUUUUCUUUGGAUCUUACUAAUGUAAUCUUAGUAAAGUAAUGUAGCAAGGCCUUUCCUUGGUCCUCAACUUUACUAAACAUUAAAUUAAACUAAGUUAAACCACUAAGCAUUCAAGAAUUCACAGUGGAGACAGGACUUGAGCAUAUAAAGAAUGUGAGCCUUUCAAUAUUAAAGAAAACAAAUAGAAACAAGAUGUGAUUAGUUACUUUGGUCCUUCGGGAGAAGUAAGAGCACAAGGUCACAGUGCACCUGUUUUAUGAGACUUCUUUUCUCCAGUUUCCAUGAACAGCUGUGAAGAUGGUUGCUUUCUUAGACCAUGGUGUAUUUUACCUUAUUGCAGUCUGAGUAUUUUCAAUAAGGCUAUUGUGAAGACUGCUAUGCAAGUGUGGGUUUAGAUUGUAAUCCGUGUUAAUUUACAUGCAGUAAAUUCAAGAAAAUUUUAUUUGGGUGUGGGUUGUGGUUUUGCUAUGGAUUCAUGUGUUAGAAACUUUGUUCCUAUGUUUUUCACCUCAUUUUUGUCUGCAUUUUGUACAUCCAUUGAUAAAUAUUAAAAGUAUUAUUAAUAUGUUGAGCAUUUUGUUGACAAGCCAUGAUUAUGUCUUUCAGUCCAGUCCUAUAACAAUCUCUAUUGCUUUCAUAAAUUGAUAAUUUAUGAAAAGA
Messenger RNA from Echinops telfairi (small Madagascar hedgehog), 3774 nucleotides. Its product is annotated as zinc finger protein 883-like. The coding region runs from base 426 to 2687 and encodes 753 amino acids. Lineage: Eukaryota; Metazoa; Chordata; Mammalia; Afrosoricida; Tenrecidae. The record is from RefSeq and is a predicted model, not a curated record. Gene Ontology annotation, molecular function: RNA polymerase II cis-regulatory region sequence-specific DNA binding; DNA-binding transcription factor activity, RNA polymerase II-specific. The transcript has 5 exons. Gene Ontology annotation, biological process: regulation of transcription by RNA polymerase II.